GCGAUGGUUGCACAGUGCUGCGAGGCCAGCAUGUUUGAGGCAAUGUGAAACAGCACUGGCCUUUCACGUUGGUGGGCGGCCACAAUUCGUCGCUCCCCGAAACAAACAAGGAGAAACGCAGAGAAGGAAAGGGUCUGUAGCCACAUGCAAUCAGCGGCUGUGGGCGAGGUGCAUGCAGAUGCGGGCGAGCGGCAUGUCAGUGUUUGUGUUGUGUUUUUGUUGAUGUUCGUGGGCACCACCGUCUGGGUCCGGGGAGCGUUCGCCGUGCCGUUCGAUUGGAGGUUCGGUGAGGCAGGUGCAGCCACUAGAUCACGUGAACGACUCUUAUGUAAUCAAUCACGGUCCCGCAUUAGAGGCGGACGGGCGGCGAAGCAGUUGACGACGAUGAUUCUGCCUGGAGUUAUUCCAGUGCCUUCUCUUGAUUCCCACAGGCAAACAGGCAAACCGUGGUACACCUUAAUUGAACCUUCCCCUCUUACUUGACCCUCCCCAAAAUCCAUCUUCACUUAGCUUCACUGGAUCAGAGCCACCCCAUCGUUAUAAACCCCGCCUCCACCGCGUCACCGCACCUAACCAGCUACACACCACUAAACCAUCCACAUCUCAACCGCCACCAUGAAGAUCACAUUCAAGGUAAUACGCCGCCGCAUUGCUCGCAUUUGAGUGAAGCUUACAC
This is a messenger RNA of Macroventuria anomochaeta, 676 nucleotides long. RefSeq lists its product as uncharacterized. Lineage: Eukaryota; Fungi; Ascomycota; Dothideomycetes; Pleosporales; Didymellaceae. The coding region runs from base 145 to 483 and encodes 112 amino acids. The transcript has a single exon. The record is from RefSeq and is a predicted model, not a curated record.